Molecule: messenger RNA, 1967 nt
Organism: Daucus carota subsp. sativus
Lineage: Eukaryota; Viridiplantae; Streptophyta; Magnoliopsida; Apiales; Apiaceae
Product: pectinesterase
Exons: 2
Coding region: 139-1896 (585 amino acids)
Biological process (GO): cell wall modification
Molecular function (GO): pectinesterase inhibitor activity; pectinesterase activity
Source: RefSeq, a predicted model, not a curated record
GUAAAAAAAAGAAAAAGAUCACCCGGAAAUGCUGUCAGAGGAGUAUUCUGUUGUUUUGUUCAUCUCGCUGACGCGUACUUCUCUCCUCAUUUCUCUCUCUACAUGGAGCACAAACACACGAGUUGACAGAAACAAGCCAUGGAGCCGAAACUGAGAAAUCUGACAACAAGAGGCCUUGAACAAAGAAACACUCUCCUCAUCUUCAUCUUCCUCACUCUCAUCACAACUCUCCUCGCUUCAUUCCUUCCCCUCAACUCAUCAAACUCUUCUUCUUCACCACUUGAUCAUCCAUUACAAACUCACCCAACAAUCAACAACGCUUGUACCAACACUCUCUACCCUUCACUCUGUUUCACUUCACUCUCCUCUGUUUCCAACCCAAAUAUCACUCUGCACCACAUUCUUGAAAUCACUGUGAACCAAACUCUGAGGCAAGUCAAGAAUGCACGGCUUGUGUUCUUGAUUAGGUUUGUGAGAAACCAAGAUUUGAGUUUGCGAGAACAGAAUGGCGUGCAUGAUUGUUUGGAGAUGUUGGAUCAGACUCUCUAUGAACUUAGACAAGCCACUGAUGAUUUGUAUUCAGUUCCUCGUUCUCAGGCCAGGUCUUAUGGGAAUCUCAAGACUCUUCUGAGUGCUGCAAUGACUAAUGGGAAUACUUGUCUUGAUGGGUUUUUUGAUUUGGGGCUCGAUUCGGAUUAUGAGGGGGGAAUCAGAGAGGAUUUUAAGGAACAGCUUCAGGUUCUGUUGAGUCCUAUUUUGAAGAUGAUAAGUAAUUCUUUGGCCCUGAUCAAGAAUUUGGAAAAUCAGGAAAGCGGAGGAAAUGUUACGAAUAGUUCGGAUAUGUGGAGUAAGGAAAAGAAGGUUCUGGGUGGGAUGACAGAAGCAGAGCUGAUUGAAGUAGCAGCAUCAAGAUUGAGUAGUCCAAAUGUUACAGUUGCAAAAGAUGGUACUGGGAAUUUUACGACGAUCAUGGAGGCGGUUCAUAUGGCACCAAACAAGAGUUCGGAUCCUUAUGUGAUGAAGAUUAAAGCUGGGGUAUACUCGGAGAAUGUGGUGAUUCCAAGGGGGAAACAUAAUGUUAUAAUGGUUGGAGAUGGUGUCAACUUGACAGUGAUCAUGGGGUCAAGAAACUUAGUGGAUGGAUUCUCUACUUUCAAGACUGCAACCUUGAGUGUGAUUGGAAAUAGAUUUUUGGCAAGGGAUCUCACCAUUAUAAAUACAUCAGGCCCAGAGAAGCAUCAGGCAGUUGCACUAAGAGUGACAUCGAAUGCUGCUUUUUAUCAUUGUGAAAUCAUCUCUCACCAGGACACCCUUUAUGCACAUUCUCUGAGACAGUUCUACCUUGAGUGCACAAUCCAAGGAACAAUUGAUUUCAUCUUUGGAAACGCAGCAGCUAUAUUUCAGAGCUGUCAGAUACUAAUCAGAAAACCGAAUCCUGGUCAGGCGAAUAUGGUCACAGCCCAAGGCAGACAGGAUCCAAAUCAGAACACUGGCAUAUCUUUGCAGAACUGCACCAUUAUAGCUGCACGCAAUUUUUCCAUGGCUGAGAGGCAAAACUUCUCGACGUUUUUAGGUAGGCCAUGGCGGAACUACUCCAGGACUGUAAUUAUGAAGAGUUACAUCGGAACUCUUGUACAUAGGGAAGGAUGGUGCAAGUGGAACAGUUACAGUACUCUAGAUACUGUGGACUACAUCGAAUACAAGAAUUUCGGGCCAGGAUCAAAUACAACACAGAGGGUCAAUUGGCCAGGGUACAAAAAUAAUUGCAGUGAUGAUAUUGCUAGACAGUUUUCAGUGGAGGAGUUUCUACGGGAAGAUGAUGACUGGUUAGAGUCCACAGCUUUUCCUUUUUUCAAUGCAUAUACACAGAAUAGAAGUGUAGAACUGGACAUGUAAUUUUGAUUUGUUCAUAUAUAACAUCCCAGUGAUUUCUUAGUUAUCUUUCAAUCAGAUGAAAUGAAGCUCAA